AGACAGACGGGCAGAGAGACGCUCUACCUGGACAUGGAUCACCUGUUGGUGCUGUUGCUGUGGAGCUCAGACAGACACUGAGGACAGCACAUGUGAGACAUCAGAGCAGACAGCAGACAGACGGACAGAGAGACGCUCUACCUGGACAUGGAUCACCUGUUGGUGCUGUUGCUGUUGCUGUGGAGCUCAGCACUGCAGACUGAAGGAACACCCAACUCAACAGAGUCUGAGGAGGUCAGGUUGGUGGGAGGAGACAGUCGCUGUGCAGGAACACUGGAGGUGAAACAUAAAGGAGACUGGAAACCAGUGAGGGGCUUAGAUAUGGUAAUAGAGAGGAGCGGAGACUGGACCCUGAAGGAAGCAAAUGUUGUCUGUAGAAAUCUGGACUGUGGUUCUGCUGUUUCUGUAGUAAAGAGAAAGGAGUCUUCAGUCAGACCUGUGUGGAGGAUCGAGUCUGACUGUGUUCAGUCUGGAUCUUCUCUGAGGGACUGUGCAAGAUCAGAUAUCUCUUCCUCCAUCCUGAAUCUCACCUGUUCAGACUCUGUCAGGCUGGUGGAUGGGACUAGUCUGUGCUCAGGCAGACUGGAGGUGAAGUCUGACCAGUCUAACCAGUGGUGGUCCUCAGUGUGUGAAGAUGACUUUGACCAGCAGGAUGCAGAGGUGGUCUGUAGGGAGCUCGGCUGUGGGGCUCCUUCAGUCCUCCAGGGGGCGCUCUAUGGAGAAGUGGAGGCUCCAAUGUGGACCAAAGAGUUCCAGUGUGGAGGCCAUGAGUCUGCUCUCCUGGACUGUAGAAGCUCAGGCUCAGCUAGAAACACCUGCUCACCUGGAAAAGCUGUUGGACUCACCUGCUCAGAGUCUGAGGAGGUCAGGUUGGUGGGAGGAGACAGUCGCUGUGCAGGAACAGUGGAGCUGAAACAUAAUGGAGACUGGAGACCAGUGAGGGGCUCCUACUGGACCCUGAAGGUAGCAAAUGUUGUCUGUAGAAAUCUGGACUGUGGUUCUGCUGUUUCUGUAGUAGAGAGAGAGGAGUCUUCAUACAGACCGAUUUGGAGGAUCGACUCUGACUGUGUUCAGUCUGGAUCUUCUCUGAGGGAGUGUGCAACAUCAGAAUCCUCUUCCUACAUCCUGAAUCUCACCUGUUCAGACUCUGUCAGGCUGGUGGAUGGGACUAGUCUGUGCUCAGGCAGACUGGAGGUGAAGUCUGACCAGUCUAACCAGUGGUGGUCCUCAGUGUGUGAAGAUGACUUUGACCAGCAGGAUGCAGAGGUGGUCUGUAGGGAGCUCGGCUGUGGGGCUCCUUCAGUCCUCCAGGGGGCGCUCUAUGGAGAAGUGGAGGCUCCAAUGUGGACCAAAGAGUUCCAGUGUGGAGGCCAUGAGUCUGCUCUCCUGGACUGUAGAAGCUCAGGCCCAGCUAGAAACACCUGCUCACCUGGAAAAGCUGUUGGACUCACCUGCUCAGAUUCUGUCAGGUUGGUGGGAGGAGACAGUCGCUGUGCAGGAACACUGGAGCUGAAACAUAAAGGAGACUGGAGACCAGUGAGGGGCUUCCGUUGGACCCUGAAGGAAGCAAAUGUUGUCUGUAGAAAUCUGGACUGUGGUUCUGCUGUUUCUGUAGUAGAGAGAGAGGAGUCUUCAUACAGACCUGUGUGGUUGAUCGACUCUGACUGUGUUCAGUCUGGAUCUUCUCUGAGGGAGUGUGCUAUAUCAGCUUCCUCUUCCUACAUCCUGAAUCUCACCUGUUCAGACCUGCUGGUUCGGCCCAACAUCUCUGUGUCCUCCUCCACGUACGGGGUCUCUGAGGCCCAGCAGCAGGAGUUUCGGGUGCUCAGGGGCUCCACCUUCACCAUCAGCUGCUCCAUCCAGCCACAGUACCCAGGAGGCUCCUUCCAGCUCACCUUCACCUCCUCCAACACAACGCACAACUACACCCAGCCAGCUGUCAAUCACUCUGCCCACUUCCUGUUUCCUGCUGCAGAGCCCGCCCACCAAGGAAACUACAGCUGUGUUUAUCACGUCUAUGUUUUCUCUCAUAACUUCUCCUCUGAGAGCCGUCUGCUCUCUCUCACUGUCUCAGAUCCAUCAGUUCAUCAUCACUUCAUCAGAGUGGUCGUCCUGCUGCUGACUCUGCUGUUGGUGAACACUGCCCUCUGUUGCUGCUGUAAGGCCUGCAGGGGGCAGAAGCCGGGCAGACAGGAGAACAUUGAGCUGGAUGAUUAUAACCUGGGUGUUCCUGCAGCUGGAGGAGGGCCGACUGAAGAGGAAGGAGCUCAGGGAGCAGAGUAGGUCCUCCAAGGAGCUCCUCUCACAUCCACAUGGAUUUCACAGCUGACACACAGCCAUCAGCUCAGUCAAGGAUUUUACAUUUUUAUCCUCAUGUUGGCUGGAAUUAUUAUAUCACAUUAUAUUUUUAUUACUCUGAGCAUGAAAAGACCAAAACCAACCCUGUUUGUUCCUAUUGAAGACGUAACUCUUUAAAAACACCUCACAAAUAUUGAAAGCAGAGAUACUGAGCUCUCGGGCUGUAAAGAUUUACACAUUCAGAAAUCAGUUUUAACGUUAUUCGACGACAUCAGUACACUGACCCCUGGAUCGAUCUGAAUGUACCAUGAACCGGUCGAUGGUCAGAUUCUAAAGUUAUGAAGACCCAGGCUGGUCGGGGAUUUGGGAGUCAUUUUGGAACAAUGUUGGCCCAGUGAUGUUAUCUAUUCAGUUAAAAUCAAAGUGAAACACUGUCAUAUAUCCUCUGAAUCUGGUGUUACAAUACUCGAUCACAUUUGGUGACGUUUGAACAACUGAAUCCUGAGAUAAGAGCAGAAACCUGUUCAGGACCACCUGCUGUUGGAUCUGUAGAUCUGGACCACAUCCAGGGUUGGUGGAACAAAUCUGCUGCGAUUGGGAGAAUCUGUUUAAAAAGAUUACAGUGAAUUAACAAAGUCAUGUAGUUAGAGAACAGAGAACAAUAUUAAAGGUCAGAGGCUGUUUGACACCACUUUCAUCCUGUUAAUGAGAUAUCAACUUUAUAACUUUACUUUAGCGCUCCCUUGUGGUUGACAUGGGUUUUUAUUUUAUCUUGUGAGCAAGAUUUCGUCCUCCAGGACUUUGAAAAUGUCAUAUUUGUAUCGUAGAUGGUUCGACAGCAGGACCACAUUCAGCUCAAAUCUGGGAACAAAGAAUUAGAAUAAUUCAAAUGGGAGCAAAAAUAUGAGUUGUUAAAACUUAUUUGAUCUUUAAAUCAAGAAUUUUCAUUGUUUUU
Dicentrarchus labrax (European seabass) is the source of this 3253-nucleotide messenger RNA. RefSeq names its product scavenger receptor cysteine-rich type 1 protein M130-like. The record is from RefSeq and is a predicted model, not a curated record. Gene Ontology annotation, cellular component: membrane. The transcript has 11 exons. Lineage: Eukaryota; Metazoa; Chordata; Actinopteri; Moronidae. Bases 148 to 2283 code for a protein of 711 amino acids.